This is a messenger RNA of Mangifera indica (mango), 747 nucleotides long. RefSeq names its product glucan endo-1,3-beta-D-glucosidase-like. The transcript is spliced from 4 exons. The record is from RefSeq and is a predicted model, not a curated record. Bases 201 to 569 code for a protein of 122 amino acids. NCBI's taxonomy places the organism in Eukaryota, Viridiplantae, Streptophyta, Magnoliopsida, Sapindales, Anacardiaceae.
CCGUUACAUAUUUUGUAACAUAUAGCAAUGAAUUCUGUGGGCUGCCUUGCACGCAUUUAUCACUUUUAAUGACCAAUGAAAUGGAUUAAACUGCCUAGCUAAGGAUGUAACAAAGUAAUCUUGCUCUGCGGAGGCCAGAAAGCAUUCUCUCCGAUCUAUAAAUUUGAACCUCCCGUUUCAUUUCUUCUUUAACAUAAAAAAUGGCUAAAGCAACAUUUUCUCUUGUUUUUCUCCCACUUUUUCUUCUGUUUUUAUUCUCCAAUUCAGGAGGAAUUCUGAAGCUUACCAAUGCACAGUGGAAAACCUGGUGUGUUGCAAAGCCAUCUUCAAGCGAUGCUGAAUUGAUUGCCAACAUUGAGUAUGCUUGUCGUUACAUCAGUGGUGAUGGCUGCAAUAUCAUAAACGAAGGUGGCUCUUGCUACUUACCCAAUACUCUCCUUAACCAUGCUUCCGUAGCCAUGAAUCUCUACUACCAAUUCCAUGGCAGAAACACCUGGAACUGUGACUUCAAGGGCUCUGCUCUUACCACUACAACCAAUCCAAGCUAUGGCACUUGCCAGUAUGCUUAGCGCCUGCAGAUUUGAUCUUGUUCAGCAAGCGUUGGGCUCUCUCCAUGAUUCUUUUUUAUGCAAGAAAUAUGUUUCUUUACAGAAAAUGGAAUAUGGGUGUUUCAUAUUUAGUUUGCAGUCUGUGGGAAUUUACUGUAAAUAAUAAAUGUGGAAGGGUUCUAUGAAUUUCUCAUUCUUC